CCGGCUACAUAAUUUAAGGUGCGCGGUGGUAUAAAAGUGGAGGACAGUGGGCACUGGUCCAGUCGUCCUCGACCAUGAUAUUCUCAUUGGCAGUAUUGGCGCUUCCAGCGUUCAUCCGCUCGUCUGUGGCGGAGAGAGCGUUCAACCAGAGUGCGGAGUACGACUCUGGUGCGCUUGGGCUGAGUCCGACGCAGCAGUUUGUGGCCGCGACCGACUAUAAGCCGGUGCAACUCAAUUAUCAGUUGCCUGUCAAUGACUCUACGGUCGACAAGCUGUCCUCCGGGCUCUUGUUCUUUGCUCCUCAGGGUAGCGAUGUUGAGCAGGUCGGACCACUCAUCAUCAAGCAAGAUGGCACCGUGGUCUGGUCCGGGGCGGAAUACGCGUCGCCCUCGUUCCACGUCGAGAAGUACCUGGGCGAAGACCAUAUCAUCCUAUGGCAGGGCGACUUCCAGGUUGGCGGCUAUGGGUACGGCCGCUGGAUCGUCCUCAACAACAAGUAUGAGGUCGUCGCAAACUACUCGACUGUCGGCCUGCUCAACGACACGAACUCUGACUUGCACGACUCCCAUAUCUAUGACGGCGUCCUGGCCACCAUGACGGCCUAUCUGCCCCAGCCUCAUGACCUUAGCAAGUACGGUGGACCUAGCGAUGGAUACAUUGCAUCCGCGGUCGUGCAGGAGAUCAACAUCACGUCUAACGAGGUGCUGUUUUCUUGGGACUCCCUCGACCACGUGGACCCCGCAGACUGCUAUUACCCGCUCCCCGAAGGAUAUGGCACGAACUCAUCAAAACCUUGGGAUUACUUCCACAUCAACGCCAUCGACAAGGACGCCGCGGGUAACUAUCUGAUUUCGUCGCGGUAUUGCCACACGCUUUUCUAUCUCGACGGCUCCUCCGGUGAUAUCCUUUGGCGACUCGGCGGGAAGAACUCGACCUUCACUAUCGGUGAGGGUGCCGACUUUCAAUGGCAGCACGAUUGCCGGUGGAGGAGCAACAACACCAUCUCGCUCUUCGACAACGCCGGCAAGGAAGGGGAGGAGGACGCACCUUACUCGCGCGGCUUGCUCCUCGAGGUGGACUUUGAGGCGAAGAGUGUCGAGCUUGUGAAGGAGUUCAUCCCGUGGAACAAGACGGUGUCGCAUUCGCAAGGGAACGCGCAGUUCCUCCCGAACGGUAACGUUGUCAUCGGCUGGGGUCAGCAACCGUAUUUCCAGGAGUUCGACUCGGACACGAAUCCGCUCUGGGAGAUCCACUUCGGCAUAGGCGACGUUGAGGCUUACCGCGCGUUCCGCUUCAACUGGACCGCCCAACCCUCCACCCCGCCCUCCUUCGCCAUUGUCGGUGACUCCUCCAACCGCACCGGCUACGCUUGGUGGAACGGCGCGACUGAGCUCGCCUCUUGGGAGCUCUUCGGCUCCUCCGGCUCUGAUGCGGUCAGCCUCGUCAACACUUCUCGCACUGACUUCGAGACGCCGAUUGUGUACGACUCUUGGGAUCAGUACUCGUCGUACAAGGUGGUGGCUUUGGAUAGCCAGGGCCAGGUACUGGGUACCUCGGAUGAUAUCUCGCCCUUGUGAUAGCAAUGGAUCGAGUAAAAAGGAAAAGUCCUC
Schizophyllum commune H4-8 is the source of this 1610-nucleotide messenger RNA. RefSeq lists its product as uncharacterized. The coding region runs from base 75 to 1577 and encodes 500 amino acids. Lineage: Eukaryota; Fungi; Basidiomycota; Agaricomycetes; Agaricales; Schizophyllaceae. The transcript has 11 exons. The record is from RefSeq and is a predicted model, not a curated record.